CCAUGCCUGAGCCCUCAAAGUCCGCUCCUGCUCCGAAAAAGGGCUCCAAGAAGGCAGUCACCAAGGUGCAGAAGAAGGACGGCAAGAAGCGCAAGCGCAGCCGCAAGGAGAGCUACUCCGUGUACGUGUACAAGGUGCUGAAGCAGGUCCACCCCGACACCGGCAUCUCGUCCAAAGCUAUGGGCAUCAUGAAUUCCUUCGUCAACGACAUCUUCGAGCGCAUCGCGGGGGAGGCCUCGCGCUUGGCGCAUUACAACAAGCGCUCGACUAUCACCUCCAGGGAGAUCCAGACUGCGGUCCGCCUGCUGCUUCCAGGGGAGCUGGCCAAGCACGCCGUGUCCGAGGGCACCAAGGCCGUCACCAAGUACACUAGCUCCAAGUGAACCCGCGCGCCCCAGAACUAUCGGAGUGUAGACUAUGACCCUGAUGAUAAAUGAGGAAAGGGAUCACAGCUUUCUGCUCCUACAACAUUGGCAACUAUGCUU
Carlito syrichta (Philippine tarsier) is the source of this 485-nucleotide messenger RNA. Its product is annotated as histone H2B type 1-N-like. Gene Ontology annotation, cellular component: nucleosome. The record is from RefSeq and is a predicted model, not a curated record. Gene Ontology annotation, molecular function: protein heterodimerization activity; structural constituent of chromatin; DNA binding. The transcript is spliced from 2 exons. Bases 3 to 383 code for a protein of 126 amino acids. NCBI's taxonomy places the organism in Eukaryota, Metazoa, Chordata, Mammalia, Primates, Tarsiidae.